GUGUACAUUCACUUUCCUUGCCGUGCGAAAGCUAGACAACAAACUUGAUAUCACACCAGAAGGACUCCGACCCGUAGUCGCUCUCCGUGACUACUGUUCACACCCAAACAUCGACUAUAGCUCGAGCAAAAAGCAGCCUCAGCCGUCAUGUCCAACCGCCCAACAACAGACCGCACAACUAGCGACGCUACCUCGACGGUAGCCACCGGCGACAGCUCCGGCGAGCUUGCCCAAGUGGUCGACGACCUACUCACCCAGCUAAACAACAAGUUCAGCUCUGUUAGUAGCGAGCUGCUUGCGAAGAUGGACGACAUGUCGCGGCGAAUUGACAACCUUGAGUCUACGAUCCAGGCUGGAGACGCUAACAAGGGAUCUGGAUCUAGCAAGUGAUGCAAGGGAGGUCAGGAUUUUGGACACGGCGUAGGGCGAGUUAUGGUAGAGUUUUCAUUCUGAUUCGGACAUGACAAGGACGUGCAGCUUGCCAUUGCCGGCAUGAUCACUUGGAACUAGGGGUUUUGAGAAACAGGUGCACGUAGAACACAAUAUCUAAUAUACGAAUUUCCGAGCAUCC
This is a messenger RNA of Trematosphaeria pertusa, 571 nucleotides long. RefSeq lists its product as uncharacterized. The record is from RefSeq and is a predicted model, not a curated record. Gene Ontology annotation, biological process: cellular heat acclimation. The coding region runs from base 148 to 390 and encodes 80 amino acids. Gene Ontology annotation, molecular function: transcription corepressor activity. Lineage: Eukaryota; Fungi; Ascomycota; Dothideomycetes; Pleosporales; Trematosphaeriaceae. The transcript has 3 exons. Gene Ontology annotation, cellular component: nucleus; cytosol.